AUGUUUCCCUCAUCGACCAAGCUGGCCCUCGCAUCGUUGGCCCUCGGGCUGCUGCUGUCGCAGCGCGGCGGCGGCGGCGGCGGCGGCGGCGUGGCGGCCAUGAAGCUCGAAGGCGGCGACCCGAUGGGCGUCAAGGCUUACGACCUCUACGGCGGCCGCAACGCCUCGAUCCUCCAGUACCCGGCCGACUUCAACCGGGGCACGUUCCCGCUGCCGGUGCACUGCCACAACUGCUACGAGACGAGCGGCUCGGCCUUCUACGGCGCGCUGGCCUACGGCGCGCGGAGCCUCGAGAGCGACGUGUGGCUCAACCCCGCCGACAAGGAGCUGUACGUGGGCCACGACCCGUUUUCGCUGACGCGGGAGCGCACCUUUGACGCGCUGACGGUGCAGCCGCUGGUCGAGGUGCUGGAGCAGGCCAACCGGGCCAACAUUGCCCAGAGCGACGGCGACGAGGCGCGCUUCUUCGCCGAGCUGCAGCGCAGCCUCAAGACGCCGCAGACGUUCCCCGUCAACGGCUACUUUUCGCUCGGCGUGGGCUCGACGGCGCCCAUCCAGCUGCUGGUCGACAUCAAGACCGACGGCGCCACGACGUGGCCCUACGUCGUCAGGGCGCUCGAGCCGCUGCGCAAGCGCGGCUGGCUGACGCGGUACGAGGACGGCAAGCUGAUCCCGGGCCCCGUGCUGGUGAUUGGGACGGGCAACACGCCCAUCGACCAGGUGGCGCCGCUGCGCCGCCGCGACGUCUUCUUUGACGGCCCGCUGGGCAACCUGUCUGCGCCGUUGGUCAUUGACGGGACGAGGUACGAGUGGAACUCGACGCUGUCCCCCCUCGCCUCGGGCUCCUUUUCCAAGAUCGUGGGCAGCUACAAGGGCCUCGACGAGCCGAGCGCCGAGGUGCUGGCCAACAUCUCGCGGCCCAUUGACGAGGCCCACGCGCGCGGCAUCCAGACGCGGUACUGGGACAGCCCGCAGUGGCCCGUGUUCGCGCGCAACCGCAUCAACCACCUGAUGCUCUCCGCCGGCUCAGACUGGAUUGGGUCCGACGACCUCGAGCACAUCUCCAAGUGGUAG
Messenger RNA from Pseudozyma flocculosa PF-1, 1074 nucleotides. RefSeq lists its product as uncharacterized. Gene Ontology annotation, biological process: lipid metabolic process. The coding region runs from base 1 to 1074 and encodes 357 amino acids. The transcript has a single exon. The record is from RefSeq and is a predicted model, not a curated record. Lineage: Eukaryota; Fungi; Basidiomycota; Ustilaginomycetes; Ustilaginales; Ustilaginaceae. Gene Ontology annotation, molecular function: phosphoric diester hydrolase activity.